AUGGAGAACUCCAUUGGCAGAACCCUCCAAUACUACCUUGUCUCCCAUCCUAAUGUCCUAAACUUCACUUGGAACCCUCCUCACACCCCAUUCUCAUCCCUCCAAUUCCUCUCUCUUUCCAUACUCUCAUAUCUCUCCCUCACUCUUCUCCUCCUCCUCCCUCUCCCCCCUCUCCCACCUCGCUUCCUCAAACCCUUCACCGCCUUCCACAACCUCACUCUCUCCAUCCUCUCCCUCACCAUGACUAUCGCCACCUCCCUAACCAUCCUAACCCACACUCCCAACCUCCGCUCCACCAUCUGUUUCCCUCCUAACACCCCUCCCACCGGUCCCCUCUUCUUCUGGGCCUACAUCUUCUACAUCUCCAAAUUCCUCGAAUUCAUAGACACUCUCUUCAUCAUCCUCUCCAGAUCCAUCAAACGCCUCUCCUUCCUCCACGUCUACCAUCACUCCACCGUUCCAAUCAUGUGCUACCUAUGGCUGAACUCCUCUCAAUCACUCUUCCCAAUCGCGCUUCUAACUAACUCCUCCGUACACGUCAUCAUGUACUCUUACUACUUCCUCACCGCCCUUGGAAUCCGGCCGCCGUGGAAACGCGCCGUCACAGAUUGCCAGAUUGUUCAGUUUUUGUUCAGCUUUGCAGUCUCCGGCGUCAUGCUUUAUUACCAUUUUUACGGCGGUGGAUGCUCCGGGAUGAAGGCGUGGUGCUUCAAUGCUGUUUUCAAUGCUUCUCUUUUGGCUCUUUUUCUUAAUUUUCAUAUCAAGAGUUAUGCUAAUUCCAAGAAGAAUCGUAAUACUGAUAAAGAUUCAUGA
Molecule: messenger RNA, 813 nt
Organism: Lathyrus sativus (Indian pea)
Lineage: Eukaryota; Viridiplantae; Streptophyta; Magnoliopsida; Fabales; Fabaceae
Source: the annotation of a GenBank genome assembly